AUGGUCGGGCGGGCGGGCGGGCGGGCGGGCGGGCAUUUGGCCGGAGCUUGCUUCGUUUUCGUUCUGACCAACCAAUCACAGGCCUGGGUUUCAGCUCACGGGACAGGGAGAAUCUGUAUAUAUAGUCCGAAAUCAAAAAGCGCCUCACUCACUCACUCACACCCCUCUGUUCGUCGUCGUCGUCGUCCGUCGCUGCCAUGGCUCGUACAAAGCAGACAGCUCGCAAGUCUACCGGUGGGAAGGCGCCUCGUAAGCAACUUGCUACGAAGGCGGCUCGUAAGUCCGCGCCUGCCACCGGAGGUGUCAAGAAGCCCCACCGUUACAGGCCGGGCACUGUGGCUCUCCGUGAAAUCCGCCGUUACCAGAAGAGCACUGAGCUGCUCAUCAGGAAGUUGCCCUUCCAACGUUUGGUGCGCGAGAUUGCUCAGGAUUUCAAGACUGAUCUCCGUUUCCAGUCCUCUGCUGUCAUGGCUCUGCAGGAGGCUUCCGAGGCUUACCUUGUCGGUCUAUUUGAGGACACAAACCUCUGCGCUAUCCACGCCAAGCGCGUCACUAUCAUGCCAAAGGACAUCCAGCUUGCCCGCCGCAUCCGAGGCGAGCGUGCCUAAGCAAGCACGUGUUAGUUAG
Messenger RNA from Enterospora canceri, 627 nucleotides. Lineage: Eukaryota; Fungi; Microsporidia; Enterocytozoonidae. The record is from the annotation of a GenBank genome assembly.